AUGAUGCCACACCAAACCUCCAUCGCCACCAAUAAGCUUCUUCCAGCCCAGCCUGAAUGCGUGACGUCAUUUCCUGGAGUGCAGUCGUGAAUCGGAAAAGGUGCUGUUCACACUUGGAAGAUGGCCAGUGUUUAUCUCACGCUCUCGCUGUUCCUGAGUUUUUCAUUGGCGGUUGCUGUGGAGAUCCAGAGACCCAGGGGGGUGUCGCUGUCCAACCGGCACUUCUAUGACCAGUCGAAGCCCUUCACCUGCCUCGAUGGAUCUCGGACCAUUCCCUUUGACCGGGUCAACGAUGAUUACUGUGACUGCAAAGACAGCUCGGACGAGCCAGGAACGUCUGCCUGCCCCCGUGGCAACUUCCACUGCACCAACGCGGGGCACAGACCACAGUACAUUCCAUCCUCCCGGGUCAACGACGGCAUCUGUGAUUGCUGUGAUGCCACAGAUGAGUACAACAGUGGUUUUGUGUGUGAGAACACUUGCAAGGAGAUGGGGAGGAAGGAGAAGGAGAGCCUGCAGCAGAGGGCCGUGAUCGCUCAGCAGGGCUUCCUGGUGAAACAGCAGCUCAUCAACGAGGCCAAGAAGGGCCAGGAGGAGAAGAGGAGGAAACUGGCGGAGCUGCAGGAGAGCAAGGAUAGCAAGGAGGACGAGCUGGAGGCGCUGAGGACAGUCAAAGAGGCGGCAGAGGCCCCAGAAAAAGAGGCCAAGGAUCAGCACCACAAAGCCUGGGAGGAACAAAAAGAAGUCCUCCGGCUGGAAAAGGACAAAGCCAGAAUGGCCUUGGCGUUCCUGGAACUGGAUGACAACGCGGACGGAUUGGUGUCGGUGGAGGAGCUGCAGACCCAUCUCGAGCUGGACCCCGACUCCGACGGGACCCUCACAGAACCAGAGGCGCAGACCAUACUGGGAGAAGCUGCUCACGUAGACCAGACUGCUUUCCGGGACAUCGUCUGGGCCAGCAUCAAAGACAAAUACCAAUCUGAGACUGAACCAGAGACCCCUCCCCAGCCCGACACCCCCCAGGACACCCCCCGCGAACGCCUGCCUGAAGAGGAAGGGGAGGAGGAGGAGGAUGACGAAGAGGAAGGGGAGGAAGACGAAGACAUUGAUGCAGAGGACGAUGACAAGAUUCCACCUGUUGUGAGUGAGACGGAGAAGGCAGAGAAGGAAGAGGAGAUGCCUCCGUACAACGCAGAGACACAGGCCCUAAUUGAUGGUAUGUUAGCAUCCUUGUUUUCAGCCAGGCAUGGACAGAAACUGUAAUGUUUCAGAGAAUCC
This is a messenger RNA of Polyodon spathula (Mississippi paddlefish), 1278 nucleotides long. RefSeq names its product protein kinase C substrate 80K-H (gene prkcsh). The record is from RefSeq and is a predicted model, not a curated record. NCBI's taxonomy places the organism in Eukaryota, Metazoa, Chordata, Actinopteri, Acipenseriformes, Polyodontidae. The coding region runs from base 121 to 1263 and encodes 380 amino acids. The transcript is spliced from 11 exons. Gene Ontology annotation, biological process: liver development; N-glycan processing. Gene Ontology annotation, molecular function: calcium ion binding; protein binding. Gene Ontology annotation, cellular component: glucosidase II complex.